AUGUUGGCUCUCACCUUGACCGCCGAACUAGAGGGCGUGACGGAUCUGAAGCCCAACGACACCCAAGAGAACCCUUUCUACUACACUUUCAAGGUCCAAUGCACCUCGUGCCGCGAGAUUCAUCCUAACUGGGUGAGCGUGAGUCGCUUUGAACAAAACGAACAAAGCGGUAGCAGAGGCGAGGCCAACUUCGUUUGGAAGUGCAAGAACUGCAAGAGAGAACAUUCUGCCAACAUUACCGAAGCCCCGAAGUCCUACCCUCAGCAGUCGCCGCCGAAGAGCCAGAAGAUCAUCACGUUCGACUGCCGCGGCCUGGAGUUUGUCGAGUUCAAGCCUGAUGGCGAAUGGUCCGCUACAGGUCUCGAAUCCGGCAGCAAGUUCGAUCAGAUCGACUUGACUGAGGGCGACUGGUUCGACUACGACGAGAAGGCGGGCGAAGAGGUCAGCAUCAAGGAUCUGAAGUGGGACAUAGUUCGUGCCUAG
Lasiodiplodia theobromae is the source of this 483-nucleotide messenger RNA. RefSeq lists its product as uncharacterized. The record is from RefSeq and is a predicted model, not a curated record. Gene Ontology annotation, molecular function: zinc ion binding. NCBI's taxonomy places the organism in Eukaryota, Fungi, Ascomycota, Dothideomycetes, Botryosphaeriales, Botryosphaeriaceae. Bases 1 to 483 code for a protein of 160 amino acids. The transcript has 5 exons.